AUGGAAGACAUUACUUCCAACAACCCUCCAUAUUCCGAAGGUGGAAUUGAUCUUGAGAGGAUGUCUACCCCGAAAAUCCACGCCUCAGAAUCGAAAUUGGAAAUGGAUUUGUCCGCGGACGGCGCAAGCGAAAACGAUCGGAAAGUGGCUAACUUAGCCCGCCAACUCAGCGCUCAACCAAGCCACACUCAGCAUCAAGUUCCCUUCAUGUCAGGGCAAGACAGUUCACUUGAUCCACAAAGUCCCGAUUUCAACGCUAAAGCUUGGGCAAACGAGUUCUAUAAUGUCCGAUAUCAGAAUGACCAAGAUACUGGACCGCGUGUUGCCGGUGUAGCACUCAGGAAUUUGAAUGUUAGCGGGUACGGAAGCAGUGUUGAUUAUCAGGCGAGCGUCGGAAACGCGAUCUUGAAGCUUGCCGCCAUUUCCCAGCAGUGGCUUGGUAGCAGAAAACAGCGAGUCGACAUUCUUCGCGAUAUUGACGGUUUAAUUCUUCCUGGCGAGCAACUUUGUGUUCUGGGACCACCCGGGUCAGGAUGCUCGACAUUUCUCAAAACCAUCGCACAAGAAACCCAUGGACUUGAGAUAGAUCAAGCUUCGUACGUCAACUACCAAGGAAUCACGGCGAAACAAAUGGGGAAAGAUUUCCGCGGAGAAGCCAUUUACACUGCGGAAGUGGACGCACACUAUCCACAACUCGGUGUCGGCGAUACCUUGUACUUCGCCGCUCUUGCCCGUGCUCCUCGCGAAAUUCCCGGUGGAAUUACCCGCGAAGAAUACGCUAUUCUCCAAAGAGAUGUGAUCAUGGCUACAUUUGGAAUCAGCCACACCGUCAACACACGGGUUGGCAACGACUUUGUCCGUGGCGUGAGUGGAGAGGCCGCUUUGAGCUACGCCCCGCUGCAAUGCUGGGAUAACAGUACGCGUGGCUUAGACAGUGCCAAUGCCGUGGAGUUUUGUCGUACCUUGCGCACCCAGGGAGAUGUGUUCGGUGUGACAUCGUGCGUCGCUAUCUACCAAGCGCCUCAGGCAGCCUACGACUUAUUCGACAAAGUCACAGUCCUCUAUGAAGGAAGACAGAUAUUCUUUGGUCCGGCUCAGGACGCCAAGAAUUAUUUCGUGCGACUCGGAUUCGUUUGCCCUGACGCCCAAACAACUCCAGAUUUCCUUACUUCGAUGUGCAGUCCAUCUGAGCGGAUUGUGCAUCCGGAUUCAGAAAGUCAUGUUCCCAGAACAGCAGACGAAUUUGUUAAUUGUUGGAAAGAAAGUUCAGAGUACAAAGCAUUGAUCCAGGAUAUCGAUCAUUACGCUCAUGAGCAUCCGUUCAACGCCACCGAUCUUGGCCACUUCACCCUAUCUCGCCAAGAGGAAAAGUCCAAAGUGCAGCGCUCAACUUCUCCCUAUACUCUCUCUUAUUGGGGUCAAGUAAGUCUCUGUCUUUGGAGAGAUUUUCAACGAUUGAAGAGCGAUCCCAGUGUGUCACUUGCCAUGUUGAUCGGGAAUUUCUUUGAGUCGUUGAUUAUUGCAAGCUUGUUCUACGAUCUCUCGAAUGAGACGAGCUCAUUCUUCUCCCGUGGAGCGCUUUUGUUCAUGAUGGUUCUCCUCAAUGCCUUCUCCAGCCUACUCGAAAUCAUAGUAUUGUACGAGAAACGGUCAAUUAUCGAAAAGCACAGGCGAUAUGCACUCUAUCACCCAAGUGCUGAAGCUAUCUCGUCAAUUCUUAUGGACAUGCCUUACAAGAUUACGAACUCCAUUUUGACAAAUCUUGUCAUGUAUUUCAUGUCAAAUCUUCGACGAGAGCCGGGGGCAUUUUUCUUCCUUUUACUCGUGUCUUUUUCCAUGAUGAUGGGCAUGUCAAUGUUUUUCCGUUUCUUCGCCUCGCUUACCAAGUCAAUCGAACAAGCUCUGGCACCUUCAGCAAUUAUCUUAUUGGCAUUGGUGCUCUAUACGGGAUUUACUAUACCUGUCAAAUACAUGCGUGGCUGGGCAUCCUGGAUAAGAUGGUUAAAUCCAGUUGCAUAUGGCUUUGAAGCAGUAAUGGUGAACGAGUUUCACGGUCGAGAAUUCCAAUGUUCUUCAUUUGUGCCAUCUGGACCGGGUUAUGAGAAUGUGUCGAGUCUGGAAAAGGUGUGCUCGGUGGUAGGAGCUGUUCCAGGCUCCGGUGUUGUCCAAGGUACAGAAUACAUACGCUCCUCUUUUGGUUAUGAGAAUUCCCACCGCUGGCGAAACUUCGGCAUCAUCGUCGCUCUGACAGUCUUUCUUGCAUGCUGCCACUUGGUAACAUCGGAGCUCGUUUCUUCUCGACGUUCCAAAGGUGAAGUUCUGGUUUUCCGUCGUGGAAAGGCUCUUUCCUCGCGGGGUGAAAAGAAUAUGACAGAUGAGGAGAAGCAAUCAUCUACCAUGGCUCAGAACAGUUUGACGCUCACUGAUGAGCCUGGGACUAUUUCUGGCGUCGAAAAGCAAGUUUCAAUCUUCCACUGGCAGAAUGUGACAUAUGACAUCAAGAUCAAAAAGGAACCGAGGAGGAUUCUAGAUCAAGUUGAUGGAUGGAUUCGUCCAGGGACAUUGACAGCACUCAUGGGUGUCUCCGGUGCGGGAAAAACUACUCUUCUCGACGUUCUAGCAAGCCGUACGACAGUGGGCGUCGUCGGAGGUGAGAUGCUCGUCGAUGGUCGACCCCGAGACGAAUCGUUUCAGCGGAAAACAGGCUACGUUCAACAGCAAGAUAUUCAUCUCCAUACCUCAACUGUGCGGGAAGCACUAGAGUUCAGUGCACUACUACGGCAACCCCCUGAGUACAGUCGUGCUCAAAAGCUCGCCUAUGUGGACACGGUCAUUGAUCUCAUGAACAUGAGAGAAUAUGCAGAUGCCAUAGUGGGAGUACCGGGAGAAGGACUCAAUGUGGAGCAACGCAAGCGUCUGACAAUCGGCGUUGAAGUUGCGGCUCGCCCCAAGCUUCUACUGUUUCUCGAUGAGCCUACUUCCGGUUUGGAUAGUCAGACCUCCUGGUCUAUCUGCAACCUUAUGGAUACUCUGACAAAGAACGGUCAAGCAAUCCUGUGCACCAUUCAUCAACCGUCUGCCAUGCUAUUUGAACGUUUUGAUAGGCUUCUUCUACUGGCCCGGGGAGGAAAAACAGUAUAUUUUGGGGAGGUUGGUCAAGGAGCAAAGACGCUAAUGGAAUACUUUGUGCGAAAUGGCGGUGCCUCUUGUCCCUCGGGUGCCAACCCGGCCGAGCACAUGCUCAAUGUGAUAGGAGCUGCACCCGGGGUACAAACAAACAUUGACUGGCCUUCAGUGUGGAGGAAGAGUCCCGAAUAUCAAGCGGUUCAAAUUGAGCUUGCUGGACUGAAAAACCUGACCGAAAAAUCGGCUUCAGUGAUUGAUUCGAACCAAACCUCCAGCUAUUCGGAGUUCGCAGCGCCAUUGUACGAUCAAAUAAUCCUGGUCGGACGCCGUGUGUUUCAACAAUACUGGCGCACACCAUCUUACAUCUAUUCCAAAGCAUUACUUACCGUUGGAAGUUCUCUCUUCAUCGGAUUUUCGUUUUUCAAAGCAGACAACACGAAACAAGGUCUUCAAAACCAAAUGUUCGGAGUAUUUGUGUUCUUGUUCGUGAUAGUCCAACUUGUGCUUCAGAUAAUACCAGCAUUUGUCGCCCAGAGGAUUAUGUAUGAAUCGCGCGAACGGCAGUCCAAGACUUAUGCUUGGCAAGCUUUCAUUUUAUCCAAUAUUGCAGUUGAAUUCGCAUGGAAUUCACUAAUGGCAAUCCUCUGUUUUAUCGUUUGGUUUUACCCUGUCGGCUUUUACCAAAAUGCUCAAUAUACUGACACUAUGCAUGCCCGAAGCACACAUGCACUACUACUUAUCUGGGCUUCUUUUCUCUUCACCAGUUCCUUCGGGCAUAUGCUGGUAGCUUUACUGGGAAGUGCGGAAAUUGCAUCCGCCCUCGCAAACAUCAUGUUCAUCUUGAUGUAUGCAUUCUGUGGCAUUCUGGCUGGGCCUACCGCUCUUCCGAGAUUUUGGAUCUUCAUGUACCGGGUCAAUCCAAUGACCUAUCUGGUAUCUUCUUUCCUAUCCACCUCUCUUGGUGAUGCCCCAAUGCGCUGUGCCGACAACGAAGUCUUGUCCUUUUCGGCACCUGCCGGAAAAGCCUGCGCAGAUUAUAUGAAGAACUAUAUCUCGGCAAACUCUGGAUAUUUGCUUAGUUCCGGCUCCCAGAUGAAUGACGACUGCAAGUUCUGUGCGAUGGGAAAUAGCAAUGACUUUUUGUCGAGCCUUGGUAUUUCAUUUUCUAACCGUUGGCGAGAUUUUGGUAUCUUGUGCGUUUACAUUGUGGUCAACACCGUUGGGGCGAUUGUGUUCUACAAGCUCUUCCGCGUUCCGAGAAGCAAGACUGUUAAAAAUUAG
Messenger RNA from Penicillium manginii, 4407 nucleotides. RefSeq names its product putative ABC multidrug transporter. The record is from RefSeq and is a predicted model, not a curated record. Gene Ontology annotation, cellular component: membrane. NCBI's taxonomy places the organism in Eukaryota, Fungi, Ascomycota, Eurotiomycetes, Eurotiales, Aspergillaceae. Gene Ontology annotation, molecular function: ABC-type transporter activity; ATP binding; ATP hydrolysis activity. The transcript has 6 exons. Gene Ontology annotation, biological process: transmembrane transport. The coding region runs from base 1 to 4407 and encodes 1468 amino acids.